CGUGCUGGCCUCCAGAGCCAUGAGACGAUUUGGGAGGAUUUGGAGCACUCUGGAGCGUGUUUUUUUUUCUUAGAAAAGCCUAAUUUAUUUUUAUAUAUAUAUAUUUUUUUUUAGUAGUCGUCCAAAGCAUAUGUCCGAUCAGUGUGUUUACUUAUGUUAUUGCAGUUGUGUUCCCCCUAUAAUUCAAAGCUAAGCGAGUUUAGCUAAAUGAGUUUAGACGAGGAUGAAAAACGAUGAUGUUUUUAAAGUGAGCUCUUGGAUCAUCAUAAUUAACAUUGACCUUUUUUUUUUUUUUUUUUUAAAAAUUACCCCGAAAGCAUACUGUGCUGUUUGCCGGGUCAGAUGUUGGAAGUAAAGCUAUGGAAUUUAAAGCACUGGUAGCUUCUCAGAAGCCAUGUCGAAUAGCAGUCCUCCAAUGUCAACCCCUACCAUGGAUGUGGACUCUCUACAGAAACUAAUUCAUUUGCUCCAGGCCACAGAUGAUCCAUUAAUUCAAGAGCAAGCUUUAAUCACUCUGAGCAACAGUGCUGCCUUCUCUGUAAAUCAAGAUAUAAUCCGAAAUUUGGAUGGUCUUUCUGUUAUUGGAGGGAUGCUCUCCAACUCUGUUCCCAAAGUUAAAGAAAAAGCACUAAAUGCACUUAAUAAUCUGAGUAUGAAUAUUAAAAAUCAGGAAGAGAUACAGGUAUUUAUUACACAAGUUUGUAAGACUGUUGAGUCAGCUCCCCUGAACUCUGAUGUGCAGUUAGCUGGACUCAGGCUGUUGACAAAUAUGUCUGUUACCAGUGACUACCACCAAAAGAUGAUAAACUCAAUUCCAUGCUUUCUUCGUUUGCUUUCAGAAGGAAGUGAAAGGACACAGAUUCAGGUUUUGAAAGUACUUGUGAACUUAUCUGCAAACCCAGCCAUGACAAGACAUCUUCUCAGAGCUCAAGUGCCAUCAUUGGUGUUACUUUUUGACAACUGUAUAAACAGAGAUAUUCUGGUUCGAGCCCUGGUGUUUGCAGCAAACUUGAAAAAGAACAUGAACGAUGAAGAAGGCACCAUAAUUGAGGAAUACAGUGAAGACUCCAUUUUCUUCACACUUUGCACGGACUCUUCCCCCUUCACUCAGAGACUGGCAUCUUUGCUGCAUCACCCUGACACAGAAGUGAAAGAACAAGUUGUGAGAAUAUUAACACAAUAGUGUUUUCUUAGAACAGACUGACCUGAUGAAGAUAUCUAAUCUUGGCAAUGCUAUGCUAAAAAAGCCUAUAACAAGUAAACAAUAUAACAACGAUGGAGAAAAAACCCCCAAAACCCUAAAUCUUACCAUUUUAAUAGGCACAAAUGAGUAUGCAGUGUACUUAAUACAGAGAGCAUAACAGAUAUAUUUUUACAAACAAGAGAAAAGCAAUAGCUAUAUUACUGAUAAACCA
Sturnus vulgaris (Common starling) is the source of this 1415-nucleotide messenger RNA. Lineage: Eukaryota; Metazoa; Chordata; Aves; Passeriformes; Sturnidae. The record is from RefSeq and is a predicted model, not a curated record.